Mirounga angustirostris (Northern elephant seal) is the source of this 7143-nucleotide messenger RNA. It is a transcript of the gene HLX, whose product is annotated as H2.0 like homeobox. Gene Ontology annotation, molecular function: DNA-binding transcription factor activity, RNA polymerase II-specific; sequence-specific DNA binding. The transcript has 4 exons. Gene Ontology annotation, biological process: regulation of DNA-templated transcription. Bases 1751 to 3187 code for a protein of 478 amino acids. NCBI's taxonomy places the organism in Eukaryota, Metazoa, Chordata, Mammalia, Carnivora, Phocidae. The record is from RefSeq and is a predicted model, not a curated record.
GGGAGGGAGACAUGCCUCAGAAGCACAGAAGAUCAAUUAGGAGAUGCUUAUUAGGGCAAUCGAAAACAAAAUAUUUCGUGGUUUCAUUAUUGUUAUUAUUUUAUUUUCUUCCUGAAAAUGUGCAAGAAGAGCUCAUCUGGGUGGCCUGUGGUUUGUUUGGGAGAGGGGUGGGGAAAUCCAUUCUGACUGUAAUUUAAAAGAGAAGGAAUUCUUAAAAUAGAGAUGUUGAUGUUGCAGAAAACCCCCACUACACCCACCCUGCUCUCUAAAGACCCAAAGCACGAAUGGAAGGCGUCGGCCUCCACUGCAGCUUCUUUUGCGACCAGGCCCAAGGGGUUCCUGGGGAAGCAGUCACUGAAUUGAAAGUAGUAUUUAACCCCAAGGAAAUGUGCUCUUGUGGGCACUUGCAAAACAAUGGACCCCACGUGAUCUGGGGUUGUGGUGGAGCUGGGAGGGCGACAUUUCCUACGAGGUGCAGCGGCGGAGGGGACGCGCGUGCCGCUUUCCCGGGUUUCGGACGGCGGCCUGUUUGGUUGUCGUCUGAGGCUCGGGGGAGGGUUUGGCUGCGUCCAAGGGAGACGUUCGGAGACAUCCAUCUUAUUUUGUUUGAAAAGUUGCUCGUCCAAGUUGUCACUGGGUGACAGCUUGGACUAAAGCUAAUUUGCGAACCGCCCCUCCUCUCUUCCCUGAGGAUCUCGGAGGCAGCGCCGCGGACGCGGUGCUAAAUUGGGCGGGGACUUCGGACCCCAGCUUUCUGGAGCCAGAGCUCAGAGCUGAGCAGCUUGGCAGCGGGAGCCCACGAAGGAUGAGGACACCGACAUUCGGGAUAAAGGCCGAGUGAAGAAAAAUCAGGCCCGAGUGAGGUCAGGAGGAGGGAAUCCAGGGGGCCGCCCCCGUGUUCCAGGAGGCGGGCUUUGCACCCGUGAAAAUACACAGAAGCACCCGCUUCUCUGGGCAAGCGCUGGCGCUGGGACCAACUCUCUACGUCCGAUGUCGGUUUGGAGCUGCACAAGUUAGGGGAGGGUCGGAAUUCCCUGGAGCCGCCGCCGGGCCCCUGCGCAGGGGACCCCGCUCAGCCCACGCGGCAGCAGCAAACACUUUGGCGUGGCCGGGGCGUGGCCGAGGCGGUGGGCCACGCCCCUCUUUCCCAAUUCCCCUCUACUCCCCGCUCCCAUUGGUCAUGAGGCUGGCCAAUGAGCACUCGGAUCGAGGUCCUACCCUGGGUCUGACUCCGAAGCUCCUGCCAAAAGUUUGGGAGUUUUUAGAGAGGAGUUUUUUUUUUUUUUUUUUUUCCCUCCUAUUACUUUUUUUUUUUUUUUUAACUAACGGAUUAUUAUUGUUGUUGUUUUAAAUUUAGCUCUUAGGGCUUAGCUGUUUGGGUUUUCUUUUGGUGCCCAGCCCCUGUCUCCCCGGCUUCCCUGGCGUGUGCGGAGCCGCGGCCCCCGCCCGCCCAGCAGCUCCAGCGCCCCUCGCUCGCCUCCAGCCCGCGGGGAGCGCGGGCGCCGCGCCGCCUUUAAAGUGAGGCCAGGGGCCGAGACUGUGCCCGGCCGGGAUCCGGGCCUCGCCUCUUCCCUCGGUGGCGCUAGGGCUCCCUGGCCUGUCUUCAGUGCGGACGGAGAAGCGAAAGCGGAUCGUCCUCGGCUGGGCUGCCGCUGCCUCCGGGACUCAGCGCGCUCCUCCCCGCGCACCCACCCACCCACUGGGCCGGGCCCGGCCGGGCCGCGGCGGCAGCUCGGCUCACCCAGCCAGAAUGUUCGCCGCCGGGCUGGCGCCCUUCUACGCCUCCAACUUCAGCCUCUGGUCGGCCGCCUACUGCUCCUCGGCGGGUCCGGGCGGCUGCUCCUUCCCCUUGGACCCCGCCGCGGUCAAGAAACCCUCCUUCUGCAUCGCAGACAUCCUGCACGCCGGCGUGGGGGAGCCGGGGGCGACCGCGGAGGGUCUGGCGGGGGCCUCGGCCGCCGCCCUCACCGCUCACUUGGGCUCGGCUCACCCGCACGCCUCUUUCCAAGCUGCCGCCAGAUCCCCGCUUCGACCCACCCCGGUGGUGGCGCCCUCCGAAGUCCCGGCUGGCUUCCCGCAGCGGCUGUCUCCGCUCUCAGCCGCCUACCACCACCAUCACCCACAGCCACAGCAGCCGCAACAGCCUCCGCAGCAGCCACAGCCUCCGCCUGCGCCCCGGGCUGGCGCCGUGCAGCCCCCUGUCUCCGGGGCGCGGGUGGUCCCGAACCCCUCGCAUAGCGGCUCGGCCCCGGCCCCCUCUAGCAAGGACCUCAAAUUUGGAAUUGACCGCAUUUUGUCUGCAGAAUUUGACCCCAAAGUCAAGGAAGGCAACACGCUGAGAGACCUCACGUCCCUGCUAACCAGCGGGCGGCCCGCAGGGGUGCACCUCCCCGGCCUGCAGCCCUCCGCCGGCCAGUUCUUCGCGUCUCUAGAUCCCAUUAACGAGGCUUCUGCCAUCCUGAGCCCCUUAAGCUCGAACCCGAGGAAUUCAGUUCAGCAUCAGUUUCAAGACACGUUUCCAGGUCCCUACGCCGUGCUCACGAAGGACACCAUGCCACAGACCUACAAGAGGAAGCGCUCCUGGUCGCGGGCGGUCUUCUCCAACCUGCAGAGGAAAGGCCUGGAGAAGAGGUUUGAGAUUCAGAAGUACGUGACCAAGCCCGACCGAAAGCAACUGGCCGCGAUGCUAGGCCUCACGGACGCGCAGGUGAAGGUGUGGUUCCAGAACCGGCGGAUGAAGUGGCGGCACUCCAAGGAGGCCCAGGCCCAGAAGGACAAGGACAAGGAGGCGGGCGAGAAGUCGUCGGGCGGAGGUGCGGCUGCCGACGGCGAGCAGGAGGAGCGGAGCCUCAGCCGCUCGGAGGGCGAGGCCGAGAGCGAGAGCAGCGACUCCGAGUCUCUGGACAUGGCCCCCAGCGACACGGAGCGGACUGAGGGGGCCGAGCGGUCUCUGCACCAGACCACGGUCAUCAAGGCCUCGGCCGCGGGCGCCCUCCUCCCGGCCAGCGGCGGCGGGAGCGCGGGAAGCGGCGGCGGCGGCAGUUUCAGCUUCGCCAGCCUCGGCGGCGGCGGCGGCACGGGGAGUGGGGGCGGCGGCGCCUCGGAGCUGCUGCCGGCGCCCCAGCCCACCCUCAGCGGCGCUCCGCAGAGCCCCGAGCCCGCCCAGGCACCGCUGGGCGCCCUGUAGACUGCAUGAGGCCGGGGCCCCGGGGCCCGCGUGCCGCCCCCAGCCUCCCAGGGGGGGCUGGAUUUUGCGCCUGCUUUGUGUUGGCAGCGGGGCCGGGGCCCGAGACGCCGCGGCGGCCUUGCCCACGGUCCCGCCUGCCCGUCGCUGCCGCGCUGGUGCCCAGAGCCCGGGGCGGGGGGCGAGCUCAGUGCCCCCGCCCGAGGACCCCGCGCCGGCCAAACACUUCUCCCGGGCCGCGAGCAGUUCACACUGUGAAGUGUUGGACGCAACAGUUGCUCCCCGCACUCGGGGUCGUGGCGCAAAGACAAGCUGCACUUAGGACGCCACAAACUUGUAAAUAAAAUGUUUACUACGGUUUGUAAAGGCCGCUUGGCUAGCUGGGGCGGUGUGGUCGUUAAGAUCGGGGAUCUCCCACCCGGACCUCAGCCUCGGGGCACUGUAGGUCACAGCAGCUGGAGGUGGGGGACAAGUGCUUUUGGACGGGGGAGCGCCGCAAUCUCGGAGCCCCCUCGCUGCAGGGACUGGCGUCGGGCUUAGAGCUCAGAGGCUUCCUUGGCCAUAGCCUGCGCUCCCCCACCACUGAACUGGUGCUCCACGACUCUGAGUGUGGCCAGAGGGCCAUGGUGGCCACAGAAUCUGUUAGGCCCCUGGGGCAGAAGGCCUCUCCACCCUGAGUCAGGACACUGGGAGUGGGCCCGUGGCCUUUUCUUUGCUGGCGAGUAUCCAGAGUUGGAGUGGACAAGAUGGUGAUGCCGUGGGUGAAUUUAGCCACAGUCGGUACUUACAAGGUGGGCACUCCAAGUCUGUAGUGGAGCUUUGCGGCAAUUCUAACACAAGCCGCCCCUUGCUCCAGGAUGGCUAAAGGGAGGAGGUAGCAUCCUGGCGGAAAAGAUAGACAAAUCACAGUGGUUAGGGUUGAAAAGGCUGAGCCUGAGAAAGUUUUAAAGGUGCCCAAACAACCACGGGGCAGGGAGGUGACUUGUUCAAAGUCACACCCAGGCAAUAGCCCAAACCAGAGGUCAGACCUCCUGGCUCUCAUUUGGCCAGUGACGGGUCUACAAAACUGCAUCUCAACCCCAUCCACGCACACAUAAUCUUCCUUGCAGUUAGGCCCUGCAGGCGCCCAGUGAGUCCCUCUGCAGCCCCCCACCUGCAAGUUGAGAGGCUGCAGCUGAAAUACCUGUUUUGCCUCCACGCUGCAACUGGGAUGGGCCUUUAAAGUUUUUUGUUUUGUUUUGUUUUUGUUUUUGAAAGGCUGAAGAGUCAAACCUCUCUCCAAGACCUUGGCUCUCCUUUCCUCAAAAUGAAAUGUCCAGAGUUUGUAUAUAAAUCUCUUUUGGGAGAUUCAAAAACAGACUGCUGACAAACCUGACCAUGCGGGGCUGUUUGGCACUAAACUCUGGCCAGGGCACGAAGCUCCUUCUUACAGGCCCACCACCCAUGUCAAGAAUAGGAUGCUCUGUAGAGAGUGGUGCUCCCCCAGAGAUGCUCAGGUCAGCUAGCCCAGGACACAUCCCAGUCCCCCGGCUGGAGUGAGGGGGCUCUGAGCAGCUCCCUGAUCUGGCUUAGCAUCUUCCCCAUUUUGACUCAUUGACUUGAGCACAUUAAAAGACCACCGUUUUAGAGUGGGGACCCCAGAUUUAGCCUUUGCUGGCCUAGCGCAGCACAGGGGUGCAAAGCUGACCAUUCCCUGCCCCAGUCAACCUCCCAGCCUCCAAAAGGAGCUGAACUCCUAGAGGAAUGUGCAUAGUGGGGAGGGGAGUGGGAGCGACCAGGGUGGUCCAGUACAGGAAUGAGAAGAGAGAGGUAGAGGGCCCUAGGAGGGACCUCAAGUUUAAUGGGAAUGUGAGCCAGCCAUUAUCUUUAAAUGUGCCCAGAGUUUCCUGGCACAGCAGCUUCCCCACCUGCUUGGGUUCUAGCCCUGGGUGGGAGUGAUUCCCCCACCAUUCCGCAGGCUCCGCUGCCCAAAUGGCAGGAUUCUCCCUGUACCUCAGUUUUGCCUUCACUAUCGAGUUUAGUUUCCUCUGACCCCUGAAAUAUUGAAAUUCUGUAACUGGGACAUCCCAAGGACAUGGAAUUUUGAGGCACUUAAAUCCGGUGCUGGCGUUCAGGAGCAUAACGUGGCAGCAUAUAUAUCUAGUAGAGGAGCUCAGCUGGGGAGGAGUUGGUGCUUUAGGCUCGCAGCUACUCUGCCUCUCAUAAGGCUCUCGAGGUGCCCGCUGCCCCAGUCCCCCCUCGCAUUUCUCUUCCUGGGGCCCGGGUUUAAAAAGUAAAGGAAAUAAUCGCCCAGUGACCGUAAUGAUACGAUUUCAGGUACAGUUCGGCCUUAUCAAGGCCAGGAUCCGCUAGACCAGAGGGCGCAGCAAAGCUGGGGUACCGGGAGGGAAAUGAGCUGGGCAGCGGGCACCUGGGGGUGGCACUGGGGCUGCUUCUGGAGGGUUCGCAGGAGGCGCCCCUUCCUCCAACACCCUCCACCUCUUCUUCUUGAACAUUUCCCCCGUGAAACUCUAGCGGGGCUUUAGCCUGGGCGGUGGAGUUCUUCCACGUUUUCAUCAAGAACGGGGUAUCUCAAGUCCAGGAGAAGUUUAAAGUUCAUUUGGAAGCGGAACAGUCGCAGGACGAAGAGUCCUCUCUAGGCCGGCCUGGUGGCGGGGAGCAAAAACCACAUUUCGGGCCGGGUCGACUCAUCCUGGGGCCGCUCGCUUGGCCCAGGGAUCGGGAAUUUUCCCGGUGGCGCUCGAUGCUUGCAAGAGCCGCCAGGGAAGCUAGAAAUUCUUGAACGAAGACCGAGAUUUCUAAGGCGCCCAAGAGAAGGCCGAGCGCGCUAGAUCCGCACACGCCAGGCCCGCCGAGGCCCUCCCGGCUGGGGCUUGGAGGCGGCGGCGGAUGCGCGCGGGCCCCGGAGCCGAGCCGAGCCGCCACCCCCGCUUCCAGCCGCGUGCGGCCCAAGACUCGUCCUUCCCGAAAAGCAGCGAGAACUCUGCCCGAGUCGGGUUCUGCCUCCCAGCCGCAGCGGUCCCCGCGGCGCCGAGCCCUCGCAGCUAGGUUACCGGCGUGCGGAGGGGUGGCGGCCGCGGGUCUCGCUGGGACUGGAGGGGCUCUAAUACCCCUUCGGGGGCACGCGCGCGCACACCACAAUUACACGCGUAGGUCACACAUCCACAUGUUCGCAGAGGCGCACAGCAACGCAGACCCAGACGCACACAGGGGAGCCCAGGUACUGGCCAUUUCAGCCUCUUCCGAGCAAAACCACACAAAUAACGUUCUCUCUUCCCCAGACGGCAAAGCCGAGUGAGGAGCCUCACGCCGCCUUCUUCUGCCACGGUGGGUGGGUGGGGCGCUGGUCUGAAACAAAAGUUUCCUUGCGCUAAGCCUCGCCGGCCAAAGCGCUGAAAGCCGGCGUCGCUCCAUUCGCCUGCCGCAGUCCAGAGCGGGCGGGGACCCGGAGGCCCGGAGUUGCUGGGAGCGCGUGGCCGUCGCUGCCCUGCCCCCCGCCCCCAACCUGGGGCCAAAGCUGUCCGGCCCCGUGGCACUUCAAGGCGCAGUCUUGUCUCCAAUGGAGGCUCUGGCCCGCAGACCAGCCAAGGAGAUCACCUUCUGUUCUCACCCCACUACCCCGCAAGGACUCGUGGGUACCGUGUGUGUGUGUUGGGGGGGCUUGCUCGGACUCCGGUUAUCAUCAAUCCCUCUCACUCCUUCCGCACCUCAGAGAGGACCAGUGGCUUUGGGAUCUUUCCUGUGGCUGCUCCCUCUAGCUGGGGACUGAAGUGGGGUGUUGGCGGGGGUUCUGGUUUGAGGCCAGCGCCGAGCAGGUGAGCUCUGAGUGCCCAGCUCGCUGAUCCCUCCUGUUCUAGGUACUGGAAGUCAACCUAACUGGAAGGUGACCCCAGAUUUCCUUGCGGUCGGUCGCAGUCUCAGGGAACUUAAGGGUCCCCAGGGCAGGGCAGGAACCAGAA